This is a messenger RNA of Peromyscus eremicus (cactus mouse), 2089 nucleotides long. RefSeq lists its product as uncharacterized. The transcript has 12 exons. Bases 1451 to 2089 code for a protein of 212 amino acids. The record is from RefSeq and is a predicted model, not a curated record. NCBI's taxonomy places the organism in Eukaryota, Metazoa, Chordata, Mammalia, Rodentia, Cricetidae.
UUGUUCUUAGACACUACAUUGCUAUCAAGAUUGAAGGGGGAAACCUCUCUUUAUUGUGUCUGUAGUGCCAUAGGUUUGAAAUGAGCAAGAUGACAGAAGGCUUGGAAUUACAUUAUUGGAAUGGUAGUCCAUGUGCACAUAUACCAUGUUAUGUUGAUACAACUGAGCAUCUAUUUAAGAGACGUUAUGACCUUAUACUCAGUUUUGUUUUCUCUUCAAACUACUGGACUGCCUGGGUACAGGAGAGUUUUUUUCUCAUUUCAUCAAGUCUUUGUUUCCCCAUGACACUAAGCAUUUUGAAAUUUUUUAUUGUACAUUGAUUUUUCCUCAUGUUUCUUGACCUAUAGUUUAGAAUUUUUGACUGCCAGGUACUGCUUCUUGUUUUAUUAGAAAAUCUCAGAUCUGAAAAAUUUGUAGUUUUUAAGGAAUUUUGAAAACUAAUAAAAAUAUCCUGAGCACAGAAAACUAGAUCCAACGUUAUACAUAAACAGUUGCUCUGAGGGAGAAGCCAAAACUAAAACACAGUAUUCUAUGGAUGUGGAAAUACAAAUGGCCCAAUUUAGAUUCCCAUGCAUUCCUUCACUAAAAGACCAGUCCUUACUGACCAGUAUUUGAUUGAGAAUUUCUGUAGGAAAAUAUGGGAAUGAGUCAAGUGUUCCAAGAAUGGUAUUAAAAGUAGCCUAAUGGUGGAUGAUUUGAAUGACUUUAACAGGGGAAGGGCAAUUUCGAAAGGAAAAUCAUGGAGGCCAAUAGGACUAAGAGUUUGGCCUCGUGAUUAGUUUUUUAAAGACAAUAAAGUUAUUUACAUAGACACAGGAUGGUGAAAAUCAUCUGAGAAUGGAUAGGGUUGAACGUAAUUUGGAAACUAUAUUACCUUUUGUGCUUAAUUGAUAGAAAUGACAAAUAGAUUCCUCUGUUGAAACUUACUUGAGCAACCUGAAGUCUUUAUAGAAAACAGGAAUGUGGUAUCACAGAGGGUGGGCUAGAGAAUGUUCAGAACCAAGGGCUGAAAUGAAAAAUAUCUGUGAUCCACUGCCACUGCUUCUUUUCCUGUUACCUUUGCCAAAUUCCUGUCCUUUUCAGAUUGGAAUUGCAGAAAAUAGUCAUAGAAUUUUGUAACAUAUCUAGGCUUGGGAUGUGUGUUGCUGACCCUCCAUUUAGCUUAUUUGCCUGAACCAGGGAACUAGCUGUCUUUCAGGUUCUUUGAGCCUGUACUUUCAGGCAUCUGCACCUUCCUGGGAUGAAUAUUGAAAGGCCAGAGAGCAUCACUGAAGACUGCAAAAGAGGGAACGAGGAGUGGUAUCCUAUAUAAGGAAGACAUCUAGAGAACCUAGAGGGAAACAGAGGCAAAAGUCCCAGGGAUCUGCUUUUCCAGAAGUCUCUGCCAUCAACCGAGCACAUAUGAAGACAUCACUUUGAAUCUGAAUCACUGAUUUCCGUGUGUGCAACAAUGGAGGACACAGCUAAUUUGAAAACUCAGCAAGAUAUUCCUGAGAAUAGUCUGAAAAGUGGUGUGGAUGACUUACCAAUAGCUUCCAAACAAUAUGAAAAUGUAGAAGAACAAGAAGAAGAACUAGAAUUAGAAACAAUACCGGAUUUAAAACUGGAAAACGAAAAUGCUUAUAAUAAGAAUGAAGACUAUCAAAAGUUGAAAGCUGCCCAGUCAUCCAACAUAGGAAAUGGUCUAGAAGAAAAUGAAAUAAUUCAAGUUUGGGCUGAAAAAUGUCCACAUCCAGAGCUGAGGGAUGACUGUCAUCUAGUCUCCAGAUCCAAGCCUGAAACACAGCAGUCUCAAACAGUUUGGGCUGAAAAAUGUCCACACCCAGAGCAGAGGGAUUAUUCUCAUCAAAUUUCCAAACCCAAGUCUGAAACACAGCGAUCUCAAGCAGUGUGGGCUGAAAAAUGUCCUCACCCAGAGCUGAGGGAUUAUUCACGUCUAAUCUCCAAACCUGAGUCUCUACCACACCAAUCUCAACCAGAUAUAAUAUUUUCAGAAGAACUAGAAGAAGAAAUAACAGAAUUUAAAGUGGAAAAUGAGAGAAGUUUUGAUAAGCAUGCAGAAAAUCAAGAAUUUGUACGUAAAAUUUAA